AUGAGACACCAAGAGGAAAAACGAGAGAGAAGCAACUCCACCGUAUCGCCCGUGUUCUCUAAUGGAAAAGGGUACACACAUCUCCACUCACUGCAAGAGACUUCGAUGAACUUGAGACCAUUGACUGGAACAGAAGGGAUUCGACCAUCGGCGUCCCCAUUACAGAGUACCCAGAAACACACGGUAAGGAGUCAAAGCAAUAGUAAUAAAAAAAAUAAAAAAACUGAGAUGUUAAAGUCAUUCUUUUCUCCUUUAUCGCAAGAGAGAUUGAUGGGGUUUAACUACAUGGAACUUCACCCACAGUUACGGUUCAUCGCUGCACCUACAAAGUUAGUCCCAUUUCAGCAGUUUUCUAUUGUUUUAGAAAUUACAGAUGUGUUGGGGGGCACAUUGAGUGCAUUACGAUUGAUUGAAGGGAUACGGUCACGGCAACAGGAAAAGUACACUAUUUUACCAGAGGAACUUCGUGAUGGUUUUCCACUUCCACCCGUUGAUUUGGUAUUGACAACAGAGUUAUGUAAUUACGGUAUGCAGAGUGAUGAAUACCUAAUGGAUACGAAUCUCAAUAACAGAGAUAGUCAUUUUGAAACGGUUCCUUUGAUUAUUAAGUGUCCAUCACCGUUUUCCAAUAUGCGGUAUAGUGAUGGUGGUUCUCUCUCUAGCGCUAUAACAGCCCACACCUUGGCACCACCCUUAAGUACAAUCUCAGGGAUUCUUUCAGAUCCUCAUAUGGAUGGACUCGCCAUUUCACGUAUUUCUAAUAGUAUUAACAUGCAAACAGAAUGGGAUGCAUUCGCAUUAUCUGAACCGUGUAUUGCGGCGUACCCACCACAAUCCACACAAUGCGGUGUGCAGUUCCGUGUUUGUUGUCAAACCCGUACUGUAGUUGCACUCCUUUACACUUCAUCUCGUUAUGGUGGUUCCUUCCCUAUAGAGAACAGUAGCAGCAGUAGUAGUAGUAGUAAUGGUUCUAGUAGUACUAUUAGUAGUAGUAAUGAUAGUGAUGAUGAUGAUGAUAAUAAUAAUAACUAUAACGAUGACAGGAAUACCCCAAGUUUAGUUUUCCCGUACGCUCUUCAUAUUGAUCCUGAUCCUGAUAGUGAAUUCAUCACUGUUCGACUUCGCGAGUGUGGUCGCACUAUCGCUAGACGCCUCGCCCAACCCGGUGAUAUUUUUGCAUUACGUCUACUUCCCGAUGGUCGAUGUUUAUAUUUACAUAACGGACAUGUGUGUUAUCGUUCCUCUUUUCGAAGUGAUGAAGCGACGGUAUAUCGUGUAUUACUGCGGGUUGCAUAUCAGGAAACGAUUCCCGCCGUAGAUGCUUUUGUACUUUUGCCGUCUGUUGCCGGACUGCCCCGACUGGAAGUGAGUUCAUUGUUGUGUAAACCACCUUGGCCAAAGGAAUUAUCAUGUAUAGAAAGAGGAUCAGGCUGUACAUGCUUAACAGCAACGAAAAGGGAAAUAAUAACUGAGGCGCAAGAGGAAGAAGAGGUUAUUUUACGUGCGUGGCUGCGUGGAUAUCCUGUUGGUACUGCACUACAUACUAUUAUAGAUACUACUAGUACAGUUUCUGGUAAUGUGUCUUUUCCAACGUGGGCAAUUGCGGCAUUUUCACUUCUCUCAUCUUUUGCACUUGGAGCUGUUGGUUGUUGUAAUGAUGAUGAUAUUACAGCAAAGUUGCGGGAAUUCCACCGCCGUGCCCCAAUAUUCUUACAGCAACAGAAUUUCCCAAAGUAUCCCCUUAUAUAUGGUAAGUAA
This is a messenger RNA of Trypanosoma theileri, 1758 nucleotides long. RefSeq lists its product as uncharacterized. The record is from RefSeq and is a predicted model, not a curated record. The transcript has a single exon. Bases 1 to 1758 code for a protein of 585 amino acids. Lineage: Eukaryota; Euglenozoa; Kinetoplastea; Trypanosomatida; Trypanosomatidae.